Molecule: messenger RNA, 1607 nt
Organism: Tinamus guttatus (white-throated tinamou)
Lineage: Eukaryota; Metazoa; Chordata; Aves; Tinamiformes; Tinamidae
Source: RefSeq, a predicted model, not a curated record
AUGGACGAGGGGAGCCUGGAGGCGGCGAUCCGCACGUACCGCGCCCAGCUGCAGCAGGUGGAGCUGGCCCUGGGCCUGGACCCCGCGCCGCAGACGGACCUGCUGCAGCUGCGGCAGGACCUGCGGCAGCUCAUCGAGCUCACCGAGGCCAGCCUGGUGUCCGUGAAGAAGAGCAACCUCCUGGCGACGCUCGACACGAGCGCGGCCUCCUCCUGCCCCGCCAGUGCCCCGCAGCAGGAGGUCGAGCUGGGCAGCUCUGCCCAGGAUGAGGAAUAUGCGGCUUUUAAGGAAGCUAUUGCCGAGCUCGGGACUGAGGACGAACCUUCAGCUGCUAAUGAGGAGAUACCGUCAAAGGGAGGCGAAGAAACUGAUGGGAAAAGUGACUCCAAGUGCAGCGAAGAGGAGGAGUCUGACAGAGAGGAGGAGGAGGAGGAGGAACUGAGUGGGAUGAAGGUUAAAGCCCCAUACUACAGUUCUUGGGGGACCCUGGAGUACCAUAAUGCCAUGAUUGUGGGCACGGAAUACCUGGAGGAUGGCAGUGCAGGAGUCCGAGUGCUGUAUCUCUAUCCCACACACAAGUCUCUGAAGCCCUGCCCGUUCUUCCUGGAUGACAAAUGCAGAUUUAAGGAGAACUGUCGGCAGGAGAUUGGACUGGAUAACUUUGUUUCUGUGGGCUCGGCCUGCCUGGCGAAGCACAGCGAUGGAAUCUGGUACACGGCCAAAAUAACCGACAUCGACAGUGGCUACUACACUGUGAAGUUUGAUUCCCUGCUGCUAAAGGAAGCUGUGGUGGAAGGAGAUGGUAUCAUUCCCCCACUGCGAAGUGAGGAUGGCGCCUCCUCUGCUGAAUCUGAUGAAGACAGCGUUGAUGAUUCUGGCUAUGCUAAAGUGAUAGACUCGGGCGUCCCAGAAAACGGGGAGUGGACUCCAGCUUGCAGUUCCUCUUUCGGUGGCUGGGAAGCCCAUACUCGUGGCAUUGGCUCCAAGCUGCUCAUUCGGAUGGGAUACGAGUUUGGAAAAGGUUUAGGGAAGAAUUCCGAGGGCCGCGUGGAGCCGGUGCAGGCCGUAGUGCUUCCUCGAGGGAAGUCCCUCGACCAGUGUGCAGAGGUGCUCCAGAGGAAGCAGCAGGGCAGGCUGGACGCCAGGAAACCCAGGAAAUGCCAAGGGAAGGGGAGCAGCGCGGGCCAGUCCGGCACGCGUGGCCGCAAGCCUCCCCGCAACGUGUUUGACUUCUUGAAUGAGAAACUGCGGGGAAAGAGCACCGGAGAGAAGGCUGGAGGGGCAGCGCUGCCAGAGAGGAACAGCAAAGAGAUUUACCAUGCCAGCAAAAGCACCAAGAAGGCCCUGAGCGUCCGGCUCUUCCAAACCAUGGAGAAGAUUGAACAAACGCAGAAGGAUAUCAGAGGAAUCCAGCAGGCUCUGGCGCGCAACGUUGGACGGCACAGCGUCGCUGCGGCGCAGCUGGAGGAGAAACUGGCUAAUGCUCACAAGCAGCUGGGGCAGCUGCAGGCCCAGGAAGCCAGUCUGCAGCGGGAGCAGAAGAAAGCAGACACCCACAAGAAGAUGACUGAGUUCUAGGCUCCGAGGAGGGCGUCGGGCUGCAGUGC